UUGCGGCAACAGCAUCGAUUUAUUGCUUAUUUUGGAGUGAGGGAUCCCCCGAAACACAAGAUAAAAUCUGGCUGCAAGAGGUUACUUAGUUUCAUUAAAAUGCGUGAGAUGCAUCUUAAAAUCAACAAAAAUUCAAAAAGAUAAAGAAAGAAAGAAAAACAAGAAAGAGGAAACAAACGAAAAUGGCGUAGGCAAACUUCGAAACAAUUGAACACGAAACUAUGAAAUUGAAGUGCGGAAACGAUCGAACGUUAACGAAAACGAAACGAAAACGAUCGAAGGAAGCGAAAGAAAUUCGAACGAAGUGACGCCGAUUCAAGCGAUCGAGAAUCGCUUCAGAUGAAUUCUAUGUAUAAUUUGUGAGAUGAUCGCCAGUAUAAAUUAAGAGUUGAAAUGUGUUUGGUGUUUGAUUCGUAUCGAACGCAACGCCAUUUAGAUCCUGUAUGGCAAUAACAGUUUCGAAGUGCCCAUUUACGUGAACUAAAGAUAUUCACAGCAAGAUUGUCAAGUGACAAACUCCCAAGAUUCAGAAGAGAAUGAUAUUGUGAUCAAACACGAUUGCUUGAUUUGCUACAUUUUGUUUUAACGAGCCACAAGCGGCAUCUUGUUGAUUUUACUAAGUAUAUUAAGUUCACAUGUAUCAAGAAUGCAAUGAUUUGUCUGGCUACCUAUGGUCUGCACAGGAGAUUUUAUUUUCACUGUGUUAACUAGUGACAAUUCUAAGUAUGGCUGACAAGACGUCAUCAUCAGUAUUUAAGUAUCUCCAUGAUCAAAACCGUCCAUAUAGUGUAACUGAUAUACACAUGAACCUUCACAAAGAAUAUGGGAAAACUGCUGUUCAGAAGAGUUUGGAUGCUUUGGUUGAGGAGAAGAAGGUCAUGGAAAAGGUGUAUGGAAAGCAGAAGGUGUAUGUUGUGAACCAGGAGCUGUUCCCCAAAGCUGAGGAGGCUGAAAUUAAAGGCAUGGAUGCAAAGAUCGCCGAGCUGACCGCCCAACUGGCCGAGGAGGCCGCGGCGGCACGGGAGCUGGAGGCCAGACUGAAGGCUACUACCAACAGCCUGACGUCGGAGCAGGCCAAACGAGAGCUCAAACAGUGUGAACAGGACGUGGCCAGUCGGACCGAGAAGCUGGCCGCGCUGAAGCGUCUGUCGGGCAAUGUGACGGCCGAGGAGCGGCGGCGCGUCCAGGAGCGUCACCGCCGGCUGGUCACCGAGUGGAGGAAGCGAAAACGCAUCGCCACAGACAUCGUGGACGCCAUCAUGGAGGGCUACCCGAAGAAGAAGAAGGACCUGCUGGAGGAGAUCGGCCUGGAGACGGACGAGGAGGCCGGCGUCACGCUGCCCAAGUGAGACGGCCUGCUGGGGGCCCGGACGGGCCGGUUGUGGGGGACGUUUCGUACCUGAUGUCCGGUGUGGUGAGGAGGCGCCCACUGUGAUGACGUGGUGACGUGGUGACUGUGCGGCGUUGGGUGUCUGCAGUCGCGACAAGGCCGAGGGUGGUAGCUGGAGGCGGGUCCGCCUGAUGGGCUCAACUGGAUUGACUCCAGUAUUGUUGAUUGUUGCAUUGCUGUGCUGCCAUAACAUUGUGUGUCGUAUGGUGGUUCUUCAGCGGACGAGAUCUGUCCCGCCACUGCCUAUGGCUGGGCCAUAGGCAGACAGACGUAUGGGUUUGUCAGCUGCCUGGUCCUGUAACGCUCAGUCAGUGCCAAUCUGAGCAGAUAAUGAACUCCUGUUUUCAAGGGUGGUCGUUUGUUAUGCGGCACGGGGCAGUUAUAUAACUGCGUUUCGCGGCUAGCUAUUUUUUCUUUGCCAUUUCCAAGGCCGCCACUUCUGUGCAAAUGAAUGACUGGUCGUGUUUGCUCGGUCCUGUCCUGUGUUGGGCUUUGUGAGCGGACAGCCAGCUCAUGGUCUGAUCUCUCCGACAAGUUCACAAUAAAUAAAUGUAUUUAA
Amphibalanus amphitrite is the source of this 1949-nucleotide messenger RNA. Its product is annotated as homologous-pairing protein 2 homolog. The record is from RefSeq and is a predicted model, not a curated record. Gene Ontology annotation, biological process: meiotic joint molecule formation; homologous chromosome pairing at meiosis; meiotic strand invasion involved in reciprocal meiotic recombination. NCBI's taxonomy places the organism in Eukaryota, Metazoa, Arthropoda, Thecostraca, Balanomorpha, Balanidae. Bases 726 to 1349 code for a protein of 207 amino acids. The transcript has 5 exons. Gene Ontology annotation, molecular function: double-stranded DNA binding; recombinase activator activity. Gene Ontology annotation, cellular component: condensed nuclear chromosome; DNA recombinase auxiliary factor complex.